This is a messenger RNA of Macadamia integrifolia, 998 nucleotides long. RefSeq lists its product as uncharacterized. The record is from RefSeq and is a predicted model, not a curated record. Bases 187 to 756 code for a protein of 189 amino acids. The transcript has 8 exons. Lineage: Eukaryota; Viridiplantae; Streptophyta; Magnoliopsida; Proteales; Proteaceae.
AUAUUUUGAAAAACGUGGAGAACUUGAUAUUUAGCCAUUGUUAAAGGGACGGGAGUGAUAAUUCCUCUAAAAGAAAAGGAAAGGCUUUGAUUCCUGGUCUUAAAAAUCCUGGAUUGUGGAGAGUGGGAAGUGUUCUUCGUUUCUUACGCACUGAAUCAGAGAUUUGGGAUCGCGAAGCAUUUCAGUAUGUCUGCUUCUGCGGCGACGAACGAUCUUCAGACAUCGGGAAUGCUGUCGAGGGAACAGUUGCUUUAUCUCUUUAAUCGCUUCUCCGUCCUCACUUCCCUAUCGGACGUGAAGAAACGGAUAGCUGAUGCUGUGAGGAAGGAUAAACAGGAAGCUGUUGCUGUGACCACUGCAAUCCAAGAAGAAAUACUUCUGGAAAUGGAGUUGGUAUAUCCAAGAUUUGGCAUUGCUUGCUUGGGUAAAGUGAAUAUGAUUUAUGAGAAUGACCAAGACUUGAUGAUCCGGUUUUAUGGAUUUGUUGCAAAAGAAGAGAUGGCUUGUGAUGAAGCUGAGCUCGAGCCUGAUGAAUUUGCAGAAAAGAUGCGCUUUCAACACAAGCUGCAAGAAGAACAACUAGAGAUGCUAAAGCACAUGCGCAAAUUUCACAAGGAGGACCAAUCUGCUAUCCUUGAGAUGUUACGCCAGCAGAUGGAGAAUGCGAAUUUUGAGAACAGUACAGCAAUUUUGAAUCCUGAGCUUAUUCAAGAGAUCAUUAGGAAAAAGAUAUCACCAUCCAUAAAGACAAGUUAGCUCAGGCAUUCCAUAUUUCCAUGGGGACAAUCGUGCAAUUUUUCCUGCUCUGCUUUGUAGAACAAUUCUGGUAGAAAGACCAUCCUGACAGAAAAAGAUGGUGGCGCACCCUUCAUAUUAGGUCAAUCCAUUCAUUGGGUGUGAUUGUUGUAUCAUAUGGUCUAGCUGAAAUUUGUAGUAUAAGAUUCACUUUUGCUGCUGUAGAACGAAAUUUGUAGUAUAAGAUUCACUUGUUCUAGAGA